AUGUUGCUCUUUGACCCCAGGUGUGAAUCAAUCAAGAAACAAGACAGAGGCAGAGACUCAAGCCAGAAACAAGACAGAGGCAAAGACUCAAGCCAGAAACAAUACAGAGGCAGAGACUCAAGCCAGAAACAAGACAGAGGCAGAGACUCAAGACAGAAACAAGACAGAGGCAGAGACUCAAGACAGAAACAAGACAGAGGCAGAGACUCAAGACAGAAACAAGACAGAGGCAGAGACUCAAGCCAGAAACAAGACAGAGGUAAAGACUCAAGCCAGAAACAAGACAGAGGCAAAGACUCAAGCCAGAAACAAGACAGAGGCAGAGACUCAAGCCAGAAACAAGACAGAGGCAGAGACUCAAGCCAGAAACAAGACAGAGGCAGAGACUCAAGCCAGAAACUAGACAGAGGCAAAGACUCAAGCCAGAAAAAGGACAGAGGCAGAGACUCAAGCCAGAAACAAGACAGAGGCAGAGACUCAAGCCAGAAACAAGACAGAGGCAAAGACUCAAGCCAGAAACAAGACAGAGGCAAAGACUCAAGCCAGAAAGAAGUCAGAGGCAGAGACUCAAGCCAGAAACAAGACAGAGGCAGAGACACAAGCCAGAAACAAGACAGAGGCAGAGACUCAAGACAGAAACAAGACAGAGGCAGAGACUCAAGCCAGAAACAAGACAGAGGCAGAGACUCAAGCCAGAAACAAGACAGAGGCAAAGACUCAAGCCAGAAACAAGACAGAGGCAGAGACUCAAGCCAGAAACAAGACAGAGGCAAAGACUCAAGCCAGAAACAAGACAGAGGCAAAGACUCAAGCCAGAAACAAGACAGAGGCAGAGACUCAAGCCAGAAACAAGACAGAGGCAGAGAGUCAAGCCAGAAACAAGACAGAGGUAAAGACUCAAGCCAGAAACAAGACAGAGGCAAAGACUCAAGCCAGAAACAAGACAGAGGCAGAGACUCAAGCCAGAAACAAGACAGAGGCAGAGACUCAAGCCAGAAACAAGACAGAGGCAGAGACUCAAGCCAGAAACAAGACAGAGGCAAAGACUCAAGCCAGAAACAAGACAGAGGCAAAGACUCAAGCCAGAAACAAGACAGAGGCAGAGACUCAAGCCAGAAACAAGUCAGAGGCAGAGACUCAAGCCAGAAACAAGACAGAGGCAGAGACUCAAGCCAGAAACAAUACAGAGGCAGAGACUCAAGCCAGAAACAAGUCAGAGGCAAAGACUCAAGCCAGAAACAAGACAGAGGCAAAGACUCAAGCCAGAAACAAGUCAGUGGCAAAGACUCAAGCCAGAAACAAGACAGAGGCAGAGACUCAAGCCAGAAACAAGACAGAGGCAGAGACUCAAGCCAGAAACAAGACAGAGGCAAAGACUCAAGCCAGAAACAAGACAGAGGCAAAGACUCAAGCCAGAAACAAGUCAGAGGCAGAGACUCAAGCCAGAAACAAGACAGAGGCAGAGACUCAAGCCAGAAACAAGUCAGAGGCAAAGACUCAAGCCAGAAACAAGACAGAGGCAAAGACUCAAGCCAGAAACAAGACAGAGGCAUAGACUCAAGCCAGAAACAAGACAGAGGCAGAGACUCAAGCCAGAAACAAGACAGGCAGAGACUCAAGCCAGAAACAAGACAGAGGCAGAGACUCAAGCCAGAAACAAGACAGAGGUAG
Molecule: messenger RNA, 1671 nt
Organism: Biomphalaria glabrata
Lineage: Eukaryota; Metazoa; Mollusca; Gastropoda; Planorbidae
Product: eukaryotic translation initiation factor 3 subunit A-like
Exons: 2
Coding region: 1-1671 (556 amino acids)
Source: RefSeq, a predicted model, not a curated record